CGUGGUCCCUGGCGCCUGGAAUGCAUGCUGUCUUCUCGCUGGGAGUGGAGUACCCGAUGGAAACACGACGGUGUAGGUGUCAGAGCCAGUCACGUCAGUCUCCUGUACACAACACAUGGGGUUAAAGGCAACAAUUAAAGUGAUGGUGUGGCGACCCACUUUCUGCGCAGGCGAACCAGCUCACAAAAAGCCAACGCACGGGGAGAGACUUUGGUAAUGCAUCUUUGACGUCAUUUCCGCCCGGAGAGGGUGGGCACUAGGGAUUAAAUGCCAGCACUGCGAAGUUUGAAUAAACUAGCCUCCAAACAGCUUACCAACUGCGUGUCAUCUCUAGCUCUGUAUGUAGCACAUCGCUACAUUGGUGACCCCGACGGUCCAAAUGGGAUUUGGACCAAAGAUGACCGACUUUUCACCAGUUUACCCAGUUUCACUAAAACUGCCGACUUUCUGGACGCUGCGACCACUCGUGCGGUUUAGACAAGCAGAAGCCCAGUUCCAGAUUUGGCAGAUAUCCUCUGAUUCCACGCGUUACUACCACGUGGUGAGUGCCCUUGACCAGGAGACGGCUGCCCAGGUUGCGGAUUUCAUUCAGUCGCCCCCGGAAGAAGGCAAAUAUGAAGCAUUCAAAGCGCUGCUCAUUGGGACCUUUGGCCUCUCGCGGCGUGAGCCGGGUGCCCGCCUGCUUCACCUGGACGGUUUGGGAGACAGAUUGCCAUCAGCAUUGAUGAACGAGAUGCUGGCCCUGGCUGACGGACACAAGCCCUGCCUCAUGUUCGAGCAAGCGUUCCUAGAGCAACUGUCUGAGGACAUACAUCUGCUGCUGGCUGACGCAGAUUUCAGCGACCCCUGGAAGGUGGCAGACCGGGCAGGCGUGCUGUGGAAAGCCAAGAGGGAGAGAGUGGCAUCCGUCAGUCAGAUUACCAGGCCACGCGCCCAACAGCAGACCAGACCAGGCCCGGCAGGGGGGCACACACAACACAGAGGCAGGAGUGAGGAGGACAGUGAACAGUGGUGUUUCUACCACCAGCGGUGGGGCACAGAAGCCUGCUGUUGUCGCCCGCCCUACAAGGGCCAGGGCCAGCUGCUGCUAAUGACUAUGGCCGCUGGCCACCAGGACAGCCUCUUGUACGUCUGGGACAAACAGUCGGGACAUUGCUUCUUGGUCGACACUGGAGUGAAAAUCAGUGUCUUGCCCCCGACAGGGUACGACACCCGCAACAGGAAGCCAGAACCCACCCUGACGGCUGCAAACAGCAGCACGAUAUGGACCUACAGCACCCGCACAGUGCAGCUGCAGUUCAGCGCCAGCCAGUUCACGUGGGACUUCACACAGGCCACGGUGGCCCAACCACUCCUGGGGGCGGACUUCUUGCGAGCCCACAGCCUACUGGUUGACUUGCAAGGGAAAAGACUGGUACAUGCCGAGACUUUCCAGACAUUCUCCCUGGGUGAAGCCAAGUUGCCGGCCCCACACCUGGACUCCCAUCACGCUGUCGGACAACGAAUUCACCAGAAUCCUGGCGGACUUUCCAUCGAUUCUGGCACCGCAGUUCACGGCAGCCAUGCCCAGACACGGGGUACAGCACCACAUCCCGACCCAGGGACCACUCCUCCACGCCUGCGCACGAAGGCUCCCCCCUGGAAAAGCUCCACCUGGCAAAGGAGGAGUUCAAAAGAAUGGAGGAAUUGGGGAUCGUACAGAGGUCCGACAGCCCAUGGGCCUCCCCCCCGCACAUGGUGCCCAAAGCAGCCAGGGGUUGGAGACCAUGCGGCAACUACCGCAGAUUGAACGAGGCUACAACU
This is a messenger RNA of Hypanus sabinus (Atlantic stingray), 1803 nucleotides long. RefSeq lists its product as uncharacterized. The transcript has 2 exons. Lineage: Eukaryota; Metazoa; Chordata; Chondrichthyes; Myliobatiformes; Dasyatidae. The record is from RefSeq and is a predicted model, not a curated record. Bases 380 to 1789 code for a protein of 469 amino acids.